Messenger RNA from Gorilla gorilla gorilla (western lowland gorilla), 1890 nucleotides. Its product is annotated as olfactory receptor 7E24-like. Gene Ontology annotation, cellular component: membrane. The record is from RefSeq and is a predicted model, not a curated record. Lineage: Eukaryota; Metazoa; Chordata; Mammalia; Primates; Hominidae. Gene Ontology annotation, molecular function: nucleic acid binding; olfactory receptor activity; G protein-coupled receptor activity. The transcript is spliced from 9 exons. Gene Ontology annotation, biological process: G protein-coupled receptor signaling pathway.
AUGGCUCUUAGGACUCCCAUCACAGUGGGGGGAGGCACCCCUCGCAAGGCGGAGACUGAGAGCCAUCCACUCUUCCCCUCCUGGCUCUUGGGACGCCCAUCGCAGACCCCCAUCGCGGGGGGGGAGGUACCCCCCGACACCAAACGCAGGGGAGGAGGCACCCCCCGCAAGGCGGGGACUGAGAGCAAGCACCUAUUUCACCCCUGGCUCUUAGGACCCAAAUUGCGGGGGGGGGAUGGCACCCUCCGUGAGGCGGGGACGGAGAGCCAGCCAAUUUUCCCCCUGGCUUUUAGGACCCCCAUCGGAGGGGGGGAGCCACCCCCCAUGAGGACCCCCAUCGCAGGGGGUGGAGGCACCCCCAGUGAGGCGGGGAAUGAGAGCCAGUGCCUCUUUCCCCCCUGGCUUAGGACCCCCAUCGCGGAUUCUAAGAUCCUUAGGACCCACCUGGAGGACUGUGGACCUGACCUCCGGGACCAGGCUUGGGCAUCAGUAGACUGGGAACUAUACGUGAAUGGGAGCAACUUCUUCAACCCCCAAGAAGAGAGAGGUGCAGGGUAUGCAGUGAUAACCCUGGGCACUGUUGUUGAAGCCAGAUCGUUGCCCCAGGCCACUGCAGCCCAGAAAGCUGAACUCAUUGCUUUCAUUGGGGCCUUAGAACUCAGUGAGGUCCUUGCCAAAACGGUGAGGCAGCGGUGUGUUACCUGCCGACAGCAUGAUGCGAGGCAAGGUCGAGCCGUUCCGCCCGGCGUACAAGCUUAUGGAGCAGCCCCCUUUGAAGAUCUCCAGGUAGACUUCACAGGGAUGCCAAAGUGGGAAGAUUUCGACUGCCCUUACGGAUCGGCUGAGAUAACGGGCCUGCGUUUUUGGCGGCCUUGGUACAGAAGAUGGCAAAGGGUGUCCAAGUCACAGCCACGGAAUCUCACAGGUGUCUGAGAAUUCCUCCUCAUGGGACUCUCAGAGGAUCCAGAACUGCAGCCCGUCCUCGCUGGGCUGUCCCUGUCCAUGUAUCUGGUCACGGUGCUGAGGAACCUGCUCAGCAUCCUGGCUGUCAGCUCUGACUCCCACCUCCACACCCCCAUGUAUUUCUUCGUCUCCAACCUGUGCUGGGCUGACAUCGGUUUCACCUCGGCCACGGUUCCCAAGAUGAUUGUGGACAUGCAGUCGCAUAGCAGAGUCAUCUCUUAUGUGGGAUGCCUGACACGGAUGUCUUUCUUGGUCCUUUUUGCAUGUAUAGAAGACAUGCUUCUGACUGUGAUGGCCUAUGACUGCUUUGUAGCCAUCUGUCGCCCUCUACACUACCCAGUCAUCGUGAAUCCUCACUUCCGUGUCUUCUUAGUUUUGGUGUCCUUUUUCCUUAGCCUGUUGGAUUCCCAGCUGCACAGUUAGAUUGUGUUACAAUUCACCUUCUUCAAGAAUGUGGAAAUCUCUAAUUUUGUCUGUGAGCCAUCUCAACUUCUCAAGCUUGCCUGUUCUGACAGCGUCAUCAAUAGCAUAUUCAUAUAUUUCGAUAGUACUAUGUUUGGUUUUCUUCCCAUUUCAGGGAUCCUUUUGUCUUACUGUAAAAUUGUUCCCUCCAUUCUAAGGAUUUCAACAUCAGAUGGGAAAUAUAAAGCCUUCUCCACCUGUGGCUCUCACCUGGCACUUGUUUGCUUAUUUUAUGGAGCAGGCAUUGGCGUGAACAUGACUUCAGCUGUGUCACCACCCCCCAGGAAUGGUGUGGUGGAGUCAGUGAUGUACACUGUGGUCACCCCCAUGCUGAACCCUUUCAUCUACAGCCUGAGAAACAGGGACAUUCAAAGCACCCUGCGGAGGCUGCUCAGCAGAACAGUCGAAUCUCAUGAUCUGUUCCAUCCUUUUUCUUGUGUGGGUGAGAAAGGGCAACCACAUUAA